AUAUAGAUAAUUAAAGUUAUGACCCUAGUUGUUCGAAAGCCGAUUAAAAUAAGCCGCGGUUAGCGGUUACUCCGCGAUUAAAUGGAGCAGUCAUGGCAGAAGCCCUGCUUUGGGUUCUGUCGUGUUCCCGGAAGAGAUAAAAUUCUCAGAAUAUGGGACACUCAGGCCCGCUGCAGGACUUAACCUUAAAUUAUAAUAUUGAGUGUCUUGUGCAUUUUUUUCCCCUUCAUUGCAGCCCCUCCAGCCAUUUCCAUCCAUCCUAUGAAUACGUCAAUCAUAGAAUUCACUGACCUGCUCUCCUUCUGCAAUGCCUCUGGUCAACCACGCCCUAUCAUCACAUGGCGCAGGAAGGAUAAAGAAAUGAUGUUUCCUCCGGGAGAAUAUCUCAGUCUUCCUAACGUGUCCAGAGAUUAUACAGGACUGUAUGAAUGCAUAGCAAAGAACAGCGUUGGAAACAAAUCAGUGGAGUUCAGAAUAAACGUAUUUUGUAGGUUUAAGCGUCACUCUAAGAUCUAAUCUCAAUAUAUCCUUCCAAAGCCGUGAGGUCCGAAAAUUUUCAUUGAAUGCUGCGGCUAGAAAAAGUCAUGUUAAUCUCCCAGUUUUGGCACUAAUGAUGGCGCCUUAAUUUGUUUUGGUGUUCGCUCUUCGAUCAUGUAUUCGUCCAUUUAAGUGCUGCUUGGACACCAGCGCAUUCGAAAGGUACGCCGAGCAUUGCAUUCAAUGCAAAGAUAACUCAAGGGCAAUACAAGUGGUAUUGGAGGAUGUUUCAGUGCAGGUCAAUCACUGAACUAAUGAGUCGCACUGAGGGCAAACAUGUUAUGAUGGCCAGACUUUUCAAGCGGGCCUCAUACUUGAGCAGUAUAAAUAAGACAUUAUUCCUAGAGUUGUUAACGAACUCCCCUUCAGACUUCUCAGUUGUCGUACAUUUUUUGUGAUAGCUGCGAACGUUUUUAAUACCUAAAGUAUACCGUCGUUUUCAGUGAAAGAUCGGCCAAUCAAAAGGCACGGAUCAGCUUCCGUUAACUACAAGACUACUCUUAGAUGUUAAACAUUUUUGGAAUCUUUUUCAACAGAUCAACCAACAGCACAAGUCAUUCCAAGAAAUGUUACUGUCAAUCAAAGUGACGCCAUAACACUAACAUGUCUAACGUCAGGAAAUCCCUCUCCAAACGUCACUUGGACUACAGACGGUAACCAGUCAGUGAUUCUGUCAGCUGACAAUAAACUCGAACUGGUUAUAACAGGCAAGACAAACGAAGGGAUAUACCGCUGUACAGCUGCAAAUGGAAUCGGUUUGCCCAGCAUAUCAACAGCACAUGUAUUCGUUAAACACCAUAGUCCCAUGAACACAUCAUUUAUUUCCUGUUCAUCCGAUAACACGGCUUGGGUUAACGACAGUGUUGUAUUCAGCUGCUCCUCAGUCAGCAGCCCAUCUCCUGCUACAUAUGUGAUAUAUCACAACGGCAAGAUAAUUAGGAAAAAUAAGUCCGGAUAUCACAAAAUAUGUAACGUCAAGCCACGCCACGCCGGUACUUACACGUGUGAGCCAAGAAAUACCCUCGGUUUCGGAGAACGGAGAAAUGUCAGUUUUACUGUUUACGAGAAGCCAGCUGUUCUUGUGAUUCCACAUGUGCUGAACGUUACGGAAGGACGCCCCGCCCUUUUUAUAUGUAGCGCCACAGGUAGCCCAUCUCCUAACGUCACUUGGACAACCACGUCUAGUGGAGAAGUCUACAACGGAGACAGGCUUGAAAUAAAAGCUGUCCAGAGAAAGGACACUGGAAAUUAUCAAUGUAUAGCACGUAAUGGAAUAUCAGGGCCCAUCAUAGAUACUGCAUUUCUAAAUGUGUAUUACUCUCCCAAGAUAACGAAUCUCGCCGGACCAAGAGUAACAAUCAAUGAAGGUGCUACACUGAAACUCUAUUGCCAUGGUGACGGAAACCCUCAGCCAGUUAUUACUUGGAAAUUAUUGGGCACCAAUCAAACACUGCAGGGAGAAGAUGGACGACUUAUGAUACUAAGAACGCAAAAAUCACACACAGGAGUUUAUCUUUGUACAGCGAGUAAUUUCUUGGGGAUUGACUCAAGAACAGUUGCUGUGGAUGUUUGGUAUAAGCCUUGGAAUACCAGUUUACAGUCAUCUGAAAAAUCCAGCAAGAUAACAUUUAACUCCUCGGUUACAAUCACGUGUAGAACAAAAUCCAGCCCGCCACCUUAUAAUUAUACUUUUUACAAAGAUGGUGUUGCUGUACAGAAAGGAACUGUUCGAUCUUUUAACAUAACACAAGUCAGUUAUCGUGACCAAGGCGCCUAUGAAUGUGUUCCACAGAAUGCGCCUGGGCGUGGUUCUAGUGCUAUGUUAAACCUUACGGUGCAAGGCCCUCCGUUUGUCAUUGAUGGACCACACAACCAAACCGUAAACGAAAGCGAUCCACUGUUGCUAACAUGUAAUAUUGGUGGAAAUCCACCUGCGAAUGUUUCUUGGUAUCAUGACAAUAACAAAGAGCUAACAUCAGAAAGCGUUCUGUUCAUCAGUCACGCCAACAGAAGUCACGCAGGGAGUUAUCGAUGUAUCGCUUCCAAUGGGUUUGGCAAACCUGUUACCUCUCAAGCUAAUGUGCUCGUCAAUUAUAAACCGACAGUUCUUUCCAGCAAGAAAAAUGUCAGUUCAUGGAUUGGACACGAGACUAGAAUCCAGUGCCAGGCGGAGGGUUUUCCUCGGCCUACCAUUCACUGGUCUGGGAAAGGCGUGGUGACCGACGUCAUAUUCUCUAAAACAACCUCACAGAGUACUUUAACUGUAACACCUACCAGCCAAUCAGAUUUCACCAGUUACUCGUGUUACGCAUGGAAUAAUCUUGGACACGACACUAGAAGCUUCGAGCUCGUUCAACUUGCUAUCCCUGAUCCACCAAUAAUAACGCAUUUGGAAAUUGGAAGUUCUUUUAUCCGAGUGUCUUGGAAAGCCCCUUUAAACAGUGUAAGAAAACCUGUGAUUGGCUACCUGGUUCAAGCAGUUGACGACAACAAUCCAAAUAAUGGGAUCAACUGUUCUGAUGUAGCAAACAAUAGCUGCACCAUAUAUGGGUUAAAACCCGACACUAGUUACCAGGUCCGAGUACAGGCCACCAACGCUGUAGGCUAUGGCUUUUCAGCUUAUGAAAAGGUUGUUACAAAGGAUGAAGAAAACAAAAAGAUCAGCAAAUGUGGAAGUUGA
Messenger RNA from Orbicella faveolata, 3217 nucleotides. RefSeq names its product hemicentin-1-like. The record is from RefSeq and is a predicted model, not a curated record. NCBI's taxonomy places the organism in Eukaryota, Metazoa, Cnidaria, Anthozoa, Scleractinia, Merulinidae.